AUCCGCACCCACUUUUGAUAAAAUCAAAAGCCUUUUCCUUUCUUAAUUCCUAGGUUUCUUGCAAAUGGCCCAACUCCAACUCCCACUGCCGCUCUCAGUCUCUGCUCCUCCUCCUCUUCUUCCAUCCUCCUCCUUCCCCUGGCUUUGACUCUUCUCCUGAACAUUCCAAGAGUUUACGGUUGGCCCCAUUGGAUGCCGAAAGAGGAGGAGUUAGAGUGUGAAGAAGAGCCUGGGACUAUGUUCCGGGACGACGACCCCGACAAAAGCAUUAAGAAACAUGUUAUCCUGUCAAUCGGUUCUCAUGAUUCAACUGACCAGGACACGGAUAAAAAACCUAAGGAUGCAGAUUACUCAGUGCUCACGCCUCCGCUCAGCCACGAAAUAGAGGUUUCGAUACUGGCUCGGGUCCCCCGGUCGGAGUACUGGAGGAUCUCGACUGUGAACAAGCGGUUUCUGUCCCUUCUGAGGAGCGGGGAGAUCUACAGUCUAAGGAGGGACAUCGGGGUCAGGGAGCCAUCUGUAUUUGUGCUGGCGAGCGGGGAGAGCAGCUGGUGGGCGUUUGAUCGGCGGUUCAGGUCCUGCCACAAGCUCCCAAUCUUGCCCUCGGACUGGAGCUUCGUCUUGGGGGACAAGGAGACCCUAUCCGCCGGGACUCAUUUGAUCGUCUCAGGGAAGGAGAUGGACGGGCUAGUCAUCUGGAGGUACGAGUUGGCCGAGAACAGGUGGUUCAAAGGUCCUUUGAUGAACAACCCGAGAUGCCUGUUUGCCUCCGCCACUUGUGGAAACUACGCAUUUGUGGCGGGUGGGAUCAGAGCAGAUGGGAAACGGGAGGUGCUGAAAACUGCUGAAAGAUAUGACCCCGAAAGCAAGUCAUGGGAUCGCCUCCCAAGCAUGAUCAAGAAGAGGCAGUACUGCUCUGGCUGCUACAUGGACAAGAAAUUCUUUGUGAUCGGGGGAAAGAAUGAGGAGGAUCAGGCCCUGACCUGCGGGGAAAUGUUCGACGAGAGCAGGAACAAGUGGGACCUCAUCCCUGACAUGCUGAAGGGCUCGCCCAUCCCGACCUAUCACUCGCCGCCACUCAUUGCUGUCGUGAACGACAACCUCUACACCCUUGAGACGUCCUCCAAUGAGGUUCGGGUUUAUAUGAAGGAGAGCAACUCGUGGAGGACCCUGGGACCGGUGCCUAUCAGGGCAGACUCCAAUAAGGGUUGGGGGGUGGCCUUCAAGUCCCUGGGGAAUGAGCUGCUUAUCAUUGGGGCAUCCUCGAUUUCCUAUACAGGGCAUGGGAUGAGUAUAUUUACUUGCUUACCGGACCUGAACGCGGUGCAACUGCACUGGCGGCCCCUCGAGUCUUCCAUGAACCGCCGGUCGAGUCACUUCAUCCGGAACUGCUGUGUUAUGAUUGCUUGACAGAGUUUAUCAACUGAUGUGAGUAAACCCAGAAUAAGAGGCUCCGUCCUCAUAUGAUGAACGGAUAGGAAAGCUUUGAUAUAUGGUUUAAGUGCGAUUCCAGUAGAUAUGUGCUGAAUUAAUUGUUACUUCUUGGUGUGUAACUGAUAUAUAUCCUCGAACUUACGAGUUAUCUUUUAUAAUCAUUCUUCCAUGUUGGUCCAUGUUCGGAGACCAGGUCUAAUGUUUGCAGUGAAAUGUGAAAAUGGUUGGAUGAAUUCAAUUA
Punica granatum (pomegranate) is the source of this 1675-nucleotide messenger RNA. The record is from RefSeq and is a predicted model, not a curated record. NCBI's taxonomy places the organism in Eukaryota, Viridiplantae, Streptophyta, Magnoliopsida, Myrtales, Lythraceae.